UCUUAAUCGCUGAGAUAAUAUAUUCGUAAAAGGGUAUAAAUAUUUCGAUCCGUCGGCUAUGUAAUAUUCGGCCAGUUCAGCAUACAGAAGGAAUACAAAAUGGGUGUCCUCUUUACGUAUAUUUCAGUGUUUAUAGCCCAACUCAGUUUUCUCAUUGCUUCAACUGCUCUUACAUGGCCGUCUCCUAUGCUUAUAAAACUGAAUGGCACAGAUGACAAUCCUCUAGGCUACAAGAUCUCAAAAACAGAAAAUAGUUUUUUAGCUUCGUUACCAACUGUAGGAGCAAUCACUGGAUCCGUGAUCUCUGGAUUUUUGGCAUCAAAAUUCGGUAGAAAGACCCUUUUGUUGAUCCAUGCAAUACCUUUUCUUGUGUGUAACUUGGUGAUGGCAUGGUCCAAAGUUAUAUGGCUUAUGUUUGCCAGUAGAACCAUAAUUGGAAUAGGAUUAGGAGGUAUCUUCACCAUCCUGCCAAUGUAUUGUGGCGAACUAGCACACUCAAGUAACAGAGGUAUACUGAGUGCUUCCACAACUGUAUUCAUGAAUAUUGGCAUGUUAAUUCCAUACUCCUUGGGGCCGUAUAUUCCAUUCUUCUGGUUUCACAUUGUUCUGGCAGUUAUACCAGCUAUCUUCAUUGUAGCUUUCUACCUAGUGGCUCCAGAAAGUCCAUAUUACCUCAUUAAGAAUGACGAAUCAGCAGCAGAGGCUGUUCUGAUGAAAAUAAGAGAUAAAGCAAGUGUUCCUGAUUUAAUGACUGAGAUGAAGGAGAAUUCGAAGCAAACUAACGAUGCCUCCAUAAUAGAUAUACUCAAGAGUAGAGCCCUGAGGAGAGCCAUGAUUAUGGGAUUCGGCGGUUUCACUUUUAUGUGUCUGACUGGAACCGUCAUAGUUGCGUCGUACAGUGAAACUAUCUUCAAAGAAGCAGGAGGUAACAUAUCUCCAGAAAUAUGUCCUAUAAUCAUCGGUGUUGCCCAGUUGUUGAUGACAGUUUUUGUAUCUGCAAUAACUGAUAGAUAUCCCAGAAAGUUCUUACUAACACUCUCUCACAUAUUGGUAUCUUUAGUGCAGAUACCAUUUGGUACGUACUUCUUCUUGAAACAAAAUGGCUAUGAUGUCGAAAGCAUAAGUUGGUUGCCAUUAGUAUGCCUUAUAACAUACGUAUGCGUGUAUAACAUUGGAGUUGGGCCCAUUCUGCUUACUUUACUUGGAGAACUGUUUCCACCAAAAGUGAAAGGUCCGGCAGUUUCCUGUUUAGUAAGCACUAAUUGGGUGCUAGCCUUCCUGAUGACUUCUCUUUUCAAUACAUUGAACGAUUUAAUUGGUAUCGGUAUUCUGUUCUGGAUAUUCUCAGCGUGUGGUUUUGCAGCUGCAAUAUUCGUUAAGAUUUUUAUGGUUGAAACUAAAGGCAAAACUUUAGAAGAAAUACAGGACGAACUGAGUUCUUGAUAAAAUAGUUAGUGUAGCGAAGCACGCAGGUAUUGAAAGUAGAUUAUCAAAUUGGAUGAAAAGUAGAAAAAGUGAAGUGCCUCUCAAUCGCUCAGAGUAGAUAAAUAGAUACUAUUUAUUUUUUGCAAUCAAUGCACUCACAUAAAAUAUAUCGAUUUUUCGAUAUAUGAAUAUUUGUGAACAAAUAAUUUUGCUGGCUUCAGAUGAGUAGUAAAAUGGGUUCAAUCGAUUAAAGAUCUUGAUUUUUAGUGAUAAAAUUUUUUAUUUACACUAUUUUUGUUAUAUCUUAAUUUUUUCUCUUGAUGUUCAACUUAUUUUAUAUAUAUAAAUGUUAAUAAUAAUGUAUUCGAGUCAACUCAUUUCUUCUUUAAUUGGUUAUUAUAUUUAUAUUUAUGGAGAGAGAAUGAUGAGUUAUUAUUUUAUUAAAUCAGAUCAUAAUCUCCUUCCAGAUAAUAUGGAGGAUGAUAUUUACUUUUCAAAUCAAGAUCAAGUUGAAUAAUUCAAGAAAUCAUUGAAUUAUUUCUCAUUAGAAUUGAGCAAUAUCACAGAUGAUCAAUUAUUCAAUUCCAUUCUUAUGAGCAAAGACGAUUAGAUCAAAUCAGGAUUAUCAAUAUUUCUACCAUAUAGGUACACUUUUUAUAUAUCAAACAAAAAAUAUCGUU
Molecule: messenger RNA, 2105 nt
Organism: Harmonia axyridis
Lineage: Eukaryota; Metazoa; Arthropoda; Insecta; Coleoptera; Coccinellidae
Product: facilitated trehalose transporter Tret1-like
Exons: 2
Coding region: 100-1443 (447 amino acids)
Biological process (GO): transmembrane transport
Cellular component (GO): membrane
Molecular function (GO): transmembrane transporter activity
Source: RefSeq, a predicted model, not a curated record